Trichobilharzia szidati is the source of this 1357-nucleotide messenger RNA. The record is from the annotation of a GenBank genome assembly. Lineage: Eukaryota; Metazoa; Platyhelminthes; Trematoda; Strigeidida; Schistosomatidae.
GGAAUCAGUAUUAUCUGAUCAUCAGAUAGUUCAAUCGAUCGAUGAUCAGCAUCAUCAUCAUCUGCCUAACGAUGAAUUGAACCAAUCAGAAACAUCGAGUAAUAAUAGUAAUAAUAAUCCCUCCUCACUGGGAAUGCUUAAUCCAAUCGGUCAAUGUGAUGAAAACUUUCGUCAAAGACAGUCAGAUGUUUUCGCCGCUUUGGCCAAUCUUGAAGCAGCUCACCUAGAAGUGUAUAAAGCGACAAAAGAAGAGCGUAGAGCUGUACGUAAAUCUGCCUGGAGGCAUACAACUGCAGCGCCGGAGAAUUUAGAGGAAGAGAAACAACGUCGCGAAAAUAAUCAAGUUUCAAGUAGUGGUGAAGACAGGCGACCACCGAAUCCUACAUUUCGAAAACCACUUGCACGUCCACCAGUAGUAGGACAUCGUGCUCGACUUAAUCCACCACUUCGUGAUCCUAAUAAAUGGACACAUUAUAGUCUAGCUGAUAUUGAUGAAGAUGCACCGAUAUCAAGAGAAUUACACUAUCAAGAUGACAGUGAUGCCAAUGACAGUAGUGGUAUUCGUAGAAUUGGUGGUGAUCCAAAUGGUUCAAUUGCUAUGGCAUUGAUUAAUGAACUUCGACAACGUCGAAACACUGAGGAUAAUUCAUCAGAUUGUAACAGUAACACAGAAGAUUUACGUCGUCGUAAUUGUAAUAAUAAUCGUAUAUUAUUUCGUCCUACUAAAGGUCGAAAGAAAGCACGUCUUGAUGAUGUUGACGAGGAGAGUAGUUUAAAGCCUGAAGUCCGCUUGGAUAAUAUUUGUAUACCAAAGGUGGAUGAUAAAGAAGACGAUGAUGAUGGCUGUGACGGUGACGAGCCUCAGCAGGGUAAAAGAUCAGGCGAUCUCUUCUCCACCACUUCAUCAGCUACUACUGUAAUCAAUGAGAAGACGACGACAACGCCGGCGGCAGUGUUUGUAAAUCGUCGUUGUCGUCAGAAAGGUCAGCUACGUGUUCGUCAUACUGAUGAUAUGUUGAAUGAAUCAUCAGUAGGGGAUCAACAGACAGAUCAUGAUCGUGAUGAUGAUGAUGGCGAUGUUGAAUUCAGUGAUUUAAAGUCAACAGAGCACGAUGAUCUUAUCGAUUCCGACGAAAUGGAAGAGGAUCCUGAGGAGGAUAAAUCCAAUGAUUAUUUUGCAUAAAACUUGGGGGGAAAAUAAACAAAAUAUAUAACUUGUCCUUUUUUGAAGAAAAAGCUCUCUCCCUUCCCUGUUUUUAUUUUAGGAAGAGGGGAAUGCCAAGUGAAUUUUCAAGGAAAAACAAUACCUUGUACAGAGUUGUUUUUUUUAAAAAAUAAAUGCAAUAUAUAAUCUCCA